Molecule: messenger RNA, 2598 nt
Organism: Penicillium expansum
Lineage: Eukaryota; Fungi; Ascomycota; Eurotiomycetes; Eurotiales; Aspergillaceae
Exons: 1
Coding region: 1-2598 (865 amino acids)
Source: RefSeq, a predicted model, not a curated record
AUGUCCACCCGCUCAAUACGAAAACCGCGACGACCAGCCCCGGAGAUCCCCGAUGUUGCCAUGCAUCAUGUAACCGCUGCAACUGCAGCUUCGCGGGCAAUGCGCUCGAGUCAAAGCUCGUCUCAGGAGUCAAGAAACCCAUACGAAAGACUAGGUGGUCCAGGAAACGUUGCCAUCCCUCGAAGGCGUCCCGGAUCGAGCCUUCGGAGCACUGAUGAUAGCUCGUCGGUCAGCCAGGGUGACUUGCCUAAAAUUCCAAAACCUCGUCAAUCCAAGGAAAUGACCGGUGUAUCGGCUCGAGGCUAUUGCUUCGAUGACCCUGCCGCCCUUCCACCAAUCACAGAACUCGACGGGCUUGAUGGACGAGACAGCUCAGUGCCCUCUUCAUAUCGCCGAUUGCGCAAGGCCAAGUCAAUGUUCUCUACCAGGCAACGAACCUCACAGACCCCAUAUGGAGCGCCUUCCCUUCCUUGCGGCGAUCCCCUUGAUCCCGAGCGCAGUCCUGGAUUUCAGCUGCCACGAACAAUGAGACGAUCCAUGUCUUUUCUUCGAGGAAGUUAUCAUUCCACACAAGUCAGUCCAACUGCUAAGGGUCACGAUGAAGCCGUUCAGCUUGCCCGUAGCCAAUUCGCCCACGAUCCCGAUGGUAGAGGUGUUCAGACUCGCCGGUCAUCUUUCUUGCUCAGACGCAAGAAGGAGCAAAGGCCAUUUCGAAAAUCGUUCCGGGCUACUAGUGAAGGUGGCUUCGAUACCGGACGUUCUCAUAGGUCUUUUUCAACCUCUAUCAAAAACAAAUUCAGACGUGUGUUUGGGUUUUCCAAGUUCGCGGAUCAACAACCUGCGCCACGUGGUCACUCAAAUGAUGCUGAGGCGUCUUCGGUAGCUCCAAUUGGGAAAGACACCGAAGAAUACUCUCCACAAAAGCUAACAGCCACUGAAGACGGCAUUGAUUCCAACUAUUUCCAGUCAAUGCCCCAGUCACCCAGCCGUGAUAGUCUCUGCACUUCCAAUUCGCGCGUCACCAGUUGGGCUGAUUCAACCAUGCCAAACACAGUUACAACUCGGAAGCCAGGGCAUCGCCAAUCUCUCUCUUUGAUCCGAGAGGACGGCGAUCUGGAUCAGCAAAUACCACGGACGCCUGUAAUGGAUGAUACCGAAAACCAGUCUCCUUUGGUUGUGAGAGCGAACCCUCAUCGAAUUAGCAUUGUUGACAGUCAAGAUUUGUACACUGCGUUGAUGAAACAGAUGGGCCGAAAUUCCCUGUCUGACCCCAAUGAGGAGAUGGUCUUCGGCACCGUGUCGCAGCAUCGUGUGAUUCCAGAGCGAACGAAUUCAGUUUACUCCAAACAUGGUCAACGCAGUAUCCGUCAUGUCCCAAGCCAAGAAUCCUCGAACUCACCCAGUUCAUUUGCAACAGCGCGUGGUGGUGAUCAAUCCAGUCCACGAAAGUAUCCGCGCUCAACGAGGUUGAUGCAAGUUUCUCAGGGCAUGCCGUCUCAGGUGAAAAAUCAACAUAUGACUGCUAUUUCAGACAAAAGGUUGCUGCAAUCAACUUACGCUCUGAGCGAGGAGUCAGAUGAGGAUAGUGGCAGCGUUAUUGUUUCUCGCGUUCGGGCCUCGAAAAGGGAUAUUGUUUCCCCAAGUGUCUAUUCCCGGACCACCAGUGGCAAUACCCCGACAAGAACUGACAAUGCCGACAUGGGCGUCCAUGAUGAACCAGGAACAGCGACCAUAUUUACUCCACAGCGGACAACAUACAGCUCGCCCAAGCGUGCCAAUCGGGCUUCGUCUCCCACACCUCAGGUAAAUCCCAGUGCAGACUGGCAGCAGUGGAUGAGCUCGCAGAUCGAAAGAAUUGAGCAAGUUAGUCCCACAAGGGAGCACAUCAGAGAAGAUGCCCAAUACCAGGACGAUGAUGAGUACUUUACCAGCAUAUCUCGACGAGCUCCUCUCGCUAUCUCUGUUCCCGCUUCAGAAACUCUACUAAAGGUUCCAGACAGCCAAAAUAUCACCGAGCGCAAAGCUUCGGGUGAGAACAAAGUCCCGUCACAGAGCAAUUUUUCCCGUCCGUUAAUCCAGCCUUCCGGCAUGCGAACCAUCAUGCCAUUGCAGACAACCAAGUCAGAAAAUAUGGCACAGGCUCACGCUAACUCAUUGGCGAUGGACACUACUGCUAAUUCUGGUGAAAACCUUUCAUCCAAGCCCAUCCCCGUUUCUUACAAUCAAGAACCGUCGCCAAUUCGACUGAGAUCUGGGAACAUGCAGCCACCUGAGUCCCCAACCCCCAAAGGAGUGAGGGCAAAGCGAUCCUGGACCAAAGAGCAACAGCGACGCUAUUCCGCCAAGCGAGCUCCGAUCGCCCAAGAUAGUAGAAUCAAUCACUUCCGAUCCAUGCGCACCCAACGAGACAACCGUGCAAACAAUGAGAAUGCGCGGCAGCAGGAUGAGUACACUGACAUGAUGGAAAGCUACCACCAACUUCAAGACAUUCAUUCCACGAUCUCUAGCAAGCGCAUGGUUGAUAUGUUCUUGGACAGUCGCCGUCGACAAAUGGGUGAGGUCACUGACAACGAUACAGCCACAGGGGCUUUUCUUUGA